UUGAAUAAAACAACUGCUAAUCGUUGAAGUGGUUUGUUGGUUUGUCGAGCUCGACGAAUAGGAAAUAGGCCUAUAUUAUUUUUCGUAGAAAUUACAUUCUCUUCAUUGUUAUAGUCUUCUGUACAUUGUAAAGUGUAUCAGUGUAUAUCAUUUGCGAAUAGUGUUUGACUCUGAGGGGCAGAAUCUUAAUAUUGGUUUGGUCGUUAUUGGCCUGGACAGAGAAUUGUCUUAAAAAGGUUUAUGAUGGACGAUAUAAUUAGCCAUUCACGUAAGCCUGUUGUGUGUCGCUAUUUUGCCGCCUCUGGAACUUGUUUUUAUGGAAAUGAUUGUCAGUUUUUGCACAACUCAGUUUCUCGAUCAAGCGUUUCACCUACAUUUCCAUUGAAUUCAUUUUCAUCUCCAGUUCGCUCAGUCAGUUCCACUGCUUCAAAUUCGACAGAGUUUAGUUUGUCAGUUAUAGAGAGUAAUUGCUUACAUCAAUCAUUUGGGAAGAAUGUAAACACAAUUCCGUUGUCUAAUUCUGCAAUUUUAAUUAAAGAUGAAUAUGUGCAGAAAUCACAAGAGUUACCCAUAUCACCAGAUUUGCAAAUAGCUGGAGGUUCUAAUUCGUCCCUUUUUGAGGAAAAUGUUGGAGGUACCACUUAUUACUACACGCCAGAUGAAAAUGUGAAACCCACUGUAGAAGAACCAAUAAUUGGAAAACACAGUCAAAUUACUGAAAAAAUGUCUCACACUUCUCUUUUAAAUAGAAGAAUUCAAUCACCAAAUCAAUUGGUCUCAACAUCACAAAAUCAGAUGUACUCAGUUUAUAGUGGACCUUCCAGUUUUUUACAGAGCUGUAGUGGUCAGCAGAGAUCUUCUUUUUUUAUGAAUGAAGAUAUAAGAGCUGACUUACUUCAAAGAAAUUCAGUUGCAUUAUCUAUAUCAGACCCUGCUUUGUUUCCAGAUUUGCCAACGGAAGUUGAUCACUAUCAUGAGUUGGUCCCCCUUGAAACCCACACUUUGAAUCAUGCUGUCAAGUCUAACACUUAUGGCUUAAUUACAUCUACAUAUAAAGCAUCAAAUAGCAGAACCGGCAUGAGAUAUUGCUUGAAAAGGAUUCAUGGUUACAGAGUGACAAGUGCUAAAUGUAUGUCAAUGGUAGAGUUAUGGAGGAAAGUGCAGCAGUGUCAUUUAGUGACUUUGCGAGAAGCAUUCACUACCAAGGCCUUCGGUGACCAUUCUAUAGUUUUUGCAUAUGAUUAUUACCCUGGAGCUGAAACACUUAUGACUAAGUAUUUGGCUUCGACUGCUCCACACCUUGAUCCAUUCAGCAGUGACCCAUCUGCUCCGCGUCCAUAUACAAUGCAGAAAAACAGAAUGCUGCAGCAACAAGCUGGCAAAGGUGUGUUACCUGAAUCUUUACUUUGGAGUUACAUAAUCGAAUUGUGCUCGGCGUUGAGAUCAGUACAUUCUGCUGGUUUGGCUGUAAGAGCAUUAGAUCCAUCUAAAGUACUUAUAACUUCAAGAGGCCGUUUGCGUUUGUGCGGUGGUGGAAUUUUUGAUGUACUUACCUAUGACUCUAGUUCUUCCAACAUCACAGCUUUGCUUCCUCAUUAUCAGCAAGAAGACCUUUUGGCCUUGGGUAAACUUAUUCUUGCCCUGGCUUGUAAUUCGUUGUUGGCACUUCAAAGGGAUAAUGUCUCUACAUCUAUGGAUAUCAUCAAUAAAAAUUAUUCUUCAGAUCUGCGCAAUUUGGUGAUGUAUCUGCUCUCCACUACGCAAGGUUCAAGAUCGAAAAACAUACAGGAAGUGAUGCCAAUGAUUGGAGCAAGGUUUUUCAGCCAGUUAGAAGCCGCCACUCUGCAUGCCGACUAUCUAGAAGAUCAGCUAGCCAGAGAAUUGGAUAAUGGCCGGUUAUUUCGUUUGCUUGGAAAAUUGGGAACCGUUGUUGAUCGUCCAGAGUUAAAUUUGGAUUCGACAUGGUCAGAAACGGGAGACCGAUAUUUGCUUAAAUUAUUUCGCGACUACAUGUUACAUCCUUGUACGGAUGAUGGACGACCAUGGGUCGAUUUGGCCCACAUUGUCGCAUGUCUCAAUCGACUAGAUACUGCUUCUCAUGACAAAAUAUGCUUAACAUCUCGUGACCAACAGAAUGUUCUGGUUGUAAGUUACGCCGAAUUGCACCACUGCUUGGAGACUUCUUUUAAUGAACUGCAACAAGCAGCGUUAGCUCCGUCUUCCGCUCAUUUGCUACUGGGCAGUUCUUCCAAUAACGAGCAAUAAAUUCAUGCACUGGGCGUUUCCACGAAACUCGUGAAUAGCUUCAAAUGUCAGAGAAUUGUAGGGCCACUAUUUGGCUCAUUUUCCCAUAUAGGGAGUCGAAGAAUCAAGGCGAAUCUCAUGCUUUCUCUACGAUAUCUUAAUUUCAAUCUGGAAGUAUGUGAUUUGUCGUGAUAAUUAAAUUCGCGAUUGAACGCCUAGGAAAUGGCAUUUGUCUAUGCCACAAAACAUCUUGGAACAAAUAUUUUUGCAAUUAUCAGUUUGUGUAGCAUGAAUGAAUUUUCGUUCUAUUGUUACCGUAACUCUUGUCUAGUGUGUAUGCGAUGUUUGAUAAUAACAAUACAUUUGUUUCUUCAAA
Molecule: messenger RNA, 2620 nt
Organism: Daphnia pulicaria
Lineage: Eukaryota; Metazoa; Arthropoda; Branchiopoda; Diplostraca; Daphniidae
Gene: PAN3
Product: PAN2-PAN3 deadenylation complex subunit pan3-like
Exons: 9
Coding region: 241-2265 (674 amino acids)
Biological process (GO): mRNA processing; nuclear-transcribed mRNA poly(A) tail shortening; protein phosphorylation
Cellular component (GO): PAN complex; P-body
Molecular function (GO): poly(A) binding; ATP binding; metal ion binding
Source: RefSeq, a predicted model, not a curated record